Molecule: messenger RNA, 213 nt
Organism: Phytomonas sp. EM1
Lineage: Eukaryota; Euglenozoa; Kinetoplastea; Trypanosomatida; Trypanosomatidae
Source: the annotation of a GenBank genome assembly
AUGUCUUCCGCGGGGGGGAUUCCACCUGGGGUGAAUAUGCCCAAGAAGCCCGAUCCACGGCUUCGCAAGCUUCAGGCGCCCCAGACCAAGCAGUUCUUUGAUUCCGCCGAUUACGAGGUUCGACGGCAGCGCGAGGGCGCGCCUCAGAUCGUUUCUCAAUCUCAAUCACAGUCCAUGCCAAAGCCCAACUCCCAGCCUCCCCCUCGCCCGUAG